Nicotiana attenuata is the source of this 591-nucleotide messenger RNA. Its product is annotated as stigma-specific STIG1-like protein 1. Bases 32 to 436 code for a protein of 134 amino acids. NCBI's taxonomy places the organism in Eukaryota, Viridiplantae, Streptophyta, Magnoliopsida, Solanales, Solanaceae. The transcript has a single exon. The record is from RefSeq and is a predicted model, not a curated record.
AAUCUACAAAUUAAACCCCUAGCCUCAAAAAAUGAAGUCGUUCAGGUUCCUACUUGUUCUCCUAGUUUCAAUUGCCAUGACCAUUACUCUCUUUCCUUCAAUGUCUAGCCAAGAAUCAGUUCUUGGAAGAUUUGAUGCAACAUAUCAAAGAGGAAAGGGCUCUUCUCCUCGUCAUAACAUGUACACAUGUGACAAAUACCCUAGAGUUUGUUCUGCCAAGAGCAGUCCUGGACCAGAUUGCUGCAGAAAAACAUGUGUGAAUGUUAUGACUGAUAGAUUUAAUUGUGGCAGAUGUGGUAAGAAGUGUAGGUAUUCAGAAAUGUGCUGUGAAGGAUGGUGUGUGAAUACAUAUUUCAACAAGAGGCACUGUGGAAAGUGUAACAAUGCAUGCAAGAAAGGAAGCUCCUGUUCUUAUGGAAUGUGCAACUAUGCUUAGAGAGAGCUAAUUAAUUAAUUAAACAACUAGCAGAUUCACUUGCUGCUUAAUUAUGUUGCAAAUUUGCAAUUGGUGGCUAGUUAGGAAAACUUGUGUGUGUAUGGUAAAUAUAUAUUUUAAGUUGUAUUACGUGGUGUAGCCACAUAUAAAUUUAG